UUUAUAAAGUUCGAAUUUUAUAAUAUUUAAUUUCUCAAUAAUAUAUAUAGUUUUAUGAAUUAUAUUUUGUGACUACGUUUGUGACCUUUUUCCCAGGAUUCCUCAUAUUGUUAAUGUCAGCCAUAUUAGUAAUGAAUUGUUUCUGUUUUGAAGGCGUUGUUUACUAACAAUAUCAUUUAUUUCGAUGAAAAAAUUGAAAUGUAGCCCGGAAAACGAUCCUUUUGAAUACAGCAUUCAAGGAUGGACAUAGCGUCUACAAGUGUAUCGGAUAAGCCUAAAAUUAUUAAUAGAAAUGACUCCAGUCACCACAAAGACGAUUCAUGUAGUUUAAGUUCUGAUUCUGAAUCAAAAGACCCUAUGGUGCAACGUUGUGUGAUCAUUCAAAAAGACGAUAAAGGUUAUGGUCUUACUGUUUCUGGUGAUAAUCCUGUUUUUGUCCAGUCAGUGAAAGAAGAUGGUGCUGCUGCAAGAGCUGGUGUUCAACAAGGAGAUAGAAUCAUUAAAGUAAAUGGCACUUUAGUGACACAAUCAAAUCACCACGAAGUUGUUGAGCUUAUAAAGUCUGGUUCCUAUGUGGCUCUAACACUGUUAGGAAAGCCUCCAGGGCAGGGAAAAGGAUCUUUGAGUCCCCAACAUUCAUUUCUCAUAUCUGGAGGCAGUGGAACAAUGAAUAUUCUUAAUUCAAGUAAAUCAGAUGCUUCAGAUCGGAUAACAGGUCCUCAGCCUGUUGAUCCGGAGAAACAGCAACAACUUACCAAUUCCCGCAUUCACACAAUUCGUAAAAUGCUGGAAAAGGAAGUUGUUUAUCUUGAAAACCUCAGGGCAGAGUUUUCCAAGACUCCUUCAGAGAAGAUGCGUGCUGAAGUUAAUGGUGCUGUAAAGCGAGUGAAAACUUUAGAAGAGCAAUUAGUUAAUCUUACUGGUAUUCCUUAUGAGCACAUAAUUACUAGAUCACCCAAAUCACCAACAUCAGGACGGCACAAUCAUGACAGAGAGAGCCAUCGGUCAAUCUCUUUUCCAACUCAUGGCUUACACAAUCGUCCUUUAACUCAUCAAGUUUCAGCUCCUGUGUUACCUGCAAACCAAGUGUCUCCAAGUCCUGCAAGUCCAGUAUCUCCUGAAGCUAGUGAUCCAAAAUAUCAAGUCAUUUUAUCACCAUGUACAGAAAUACAAGACAAAAAGUCUAGUUCUCCUGAAACACAAAAACAGUCACUUUCUACGUCCCUGGAAAAUAUUGUAAAACAUUUGAAUCCUCGGACUACUACGUGGCCGCAGCACACUCAUACUCGUCAGAGCUCUAGCCCAGAAACAUUACGUGGAAUUGAAAAUCUUAAGUGCCAAAAAAGUAAUGGUUGCACAAGAGCUGAAUCCUUGUACAGAUCCCCAAGUGCAGUGUCUCCAUCCUUUGGAAGUUUCAGGAGCUUUAAUUCGAACUUAGAAAAGUCCAGCCAUCCAGCACCUUCUGCUGGUCAGUGUGAUAGUGCAAUAGAAAGUCCUGGUCCAUCUCCACCUGGUACACCACCACCCGAACCAGUAGUGUCUCAGAAAAGUGGAGGUGAGAGCUUUGAGGGUGAAGAGCCGGUCUCUCAUGAAGAAUAUGGAACACCACCAGAGUCUUCAGCCGAAGAAUUCAAUCUUCAGCCAGUUAUAUCAAAAUUGAAUCAGAACACAAAUAUAAUUUGCAUGGAAGAUGAUGACUUCUCUUCUGAUACAGAAAUGGGUCAUUUAGAAGAUCAUGGGCCUUUCAAUGGACUUUGGAAGCUUGUUAGAAAUCCAGCCCAUUUAGCAGUCUUCUUACAUUACUUAAUGUCUAAUAGUGAUCCAUCCAGCCUAUUCUUUUAUCUCAUAUCUGAAAUGUAUGAACAAGGUACUGGAAAAGAAAUGAAAAAAUGGGCAUAUGAAAUUCAUUCAAGUUUUUUAGUUCCUGGGGCUCCUCUGAAAGUAUCUCUUGUGGAUGAAACUAUUCUUCAUGAAAUAGAUGAAGUUCUUUUAAAUCAUAUUGACAAAGAAGACACUCUUCGAGCAGUUUUCAGAAAGGCAAGAAGAAAAGCUAAAGAAGAAUUAAAUGACUUUCUUGCAGAAUUUCGAAAUAAAAGGACUAUGGGCCUUGCCAAUAUAUUUGGCCCACCUGAUUUCCAGCUUGAUGAAGCCAUGCAUGAUAAAAACAAAGAAAUUAAAGUCAUUGAAUCUCUUCUUGGACCAUAUUUUGAUAAUUAUUCUGAAGAAGUGGAUGGUAUGGAUGAUCGAUCUGUUGCUAAAAUAUAUGCUCUUGCUACUGUAUUGAAACAAUUUGGUAUAAAAAAUGCACAAUUGCUGGCUAUUCUUGAAAAAUGUCCUACAUUCCUUGAAAAAAAGUCAUUUAUUUCUUCCCUAUUGCAGAGGAACAAAAAGGUGAUUUUUACUCAAGGUCAUCAUUUUGUAUCGGAUGUGAUUUUCACACAAGGUCAUCAUUUUGUGUCGGAACAUUACUAUUCAGUAACAUAUUGCAAUCAUUGUCAAUUAAUUAUUUGGGGUAUUGGUUAUCAGGGAUAUCAAUGUCAAAAUUGUGAAAUGAAUAUUCAUAAAGCUUGUAUAAAAGUGGUUGAGGAGCAUUGUAUUGGAUCUUUAAGGAAUAAGAAGGAAAGAACAAAAGAAAGUAAGGAAAAAAUGAAGAAAGAUAGAAAGUCUGGACUUGUAGAGAAUUUUAUUGCAAAAACAAGAAAAACUAGCCAGCCAGUUCCAGCAGCAAUUGAAAAAGCCAAACGGCUGAAUGAAGAGAUGAAUGCUGAUAAUGGUCUCUCAUCUGAUACACACCAUUCAAGAACACUUGAUGGAAGUGGAAGAGGUAUAGAUCAUUUAAAAGAACCAUCUGAGAUAGUUUUCCAGAAUAUGUUGAAUCUCUCUGAAUCUUUGGAAAAGUCAAAUUCCAGCAACAAGAAGAACGCUUCGUCCAUCGGCCGGUCGGAGAGCUUCCGUCAAACGAGAGAGAGUAAACCUUCAUUUAGAAAAAGAAGUGAUCCAAAUAUUCCACGUUCUAAAAGUGAUGUGGAUGUGGAUGAUAAGCAUGGUUUAAAUGAAUCUCGCAGCUCAUCCAAUUCCAGUUUGUCAAACAGAAGCCUGGAUAGCCCAAGCAAUUCGUCUGAAAUGGUGCAUCGGACUCCCACUUCAGUAUCAGCAGAUUCUGUGCCUCCUAACUUUGCUCCUACUUGUGGACUUACAAGUUCAGGAGGGCACAUGACCACACAAUCAUCAGAUGAUUCUGAUUUGGAAGCCGAUGCAGAUCCUCCCAAGUGGCAAGAAAAUGUUGAUUGGGAUGUUUUGAAAGUUAUGAAACCAAAGGAGAAGAAAAGACAAGAUGUGAUAAAUGAACUUUUCCACACUGAAAGAACACAUGUAAGAAAUCUGAAGGUGCUGGACAAAGUUUUCUAUAAACCCUUGCUUCAAGAACAACUUCUUCCUCCUGAUUUUUUGAACUUGCUUUUUCCAAAUUUGGAAGAAAUGUUGGAAAUUCACACAACAUUUAAUAAUAAAAUGAAAGCUCGUCGGAAAACUGAACCUGUGGUUGGAGAUAUUGGCCAGUUAAUGUUGGAAAUGUUUGAUGGACCUGCUGGUGACCAUCUCAAACAAGCUGCUGCAACUUAUUGUAAAAAUCAAUCAAUAGCUUUAGAAAGUUUGAAACUAAGACAGAAGAAGGACCAAAAGCUAGCUCAAAGUCUGUCUGAUGCUGAAACAAAUAAUUUAUGUAGAAGGCUACAGUUGAAAGAUAUAAUAGCAUCUGGUUUCCAAAGGUUGACUAAAUAUCCACUUUUAUUAGAAAAUAUUGCCAAGUAUACACCACCAAAUACUCAAGAGCUAGCUGAUUUACAGAGGGCUGUAGAAUGUAGCAAAGAAAUUCUGGUUCAUGUUGAUUCAGCAAUUAAAGAAGCUGAAAACAGGCACAGGCUGCUUGACAUUCAGAAGAAAAUGGACAAAAGUGCAUUUGAAAAAGUUGAACAUCCAGUAGUGCAAAGUUUUAAGAAUUUGGAUUUGACAUCUCAUAAAUUGCUAUAUGAAGGUCCUCUUUUAUGGCGUCAUAGCAAGCAGAAGCACAUUGAAAUGCAUGUAGUUUUGAUGGAGGACAUACUUAUUCUUUUUCAAAAACAAGAUGAAAAAUAUAUUUUAAAAUUCCAUAACACUAUUCUCACAAGCGGGAGAGAAGAUACAAAAAUCAUGCACAGUCCAAUUCUCAGGGUCCAGAACAUAUUUUCUCGUGAAAAUGCCACAGAUAAAAGAACAUUUUUUAUUGUAUCUUCUUCUGAAAUGCAUGCAAUUUAUGAAUUUGUUGCUGCUACUGCAUCUGAAAAGAAAAUUUGGUGUAAUUAUAUUGAUAAAACUGCUCAAGAAUUAAAGCAAAAGCUUCGAAAUAUGGCCAAAAGCAGUCAAGAAGCGUCUCAUCCAGUUCCUGAACCAACAACACCUGCACCUAGUGAACCACCUCCUACUGAAAUUAAUGAAGUUGAGGCAAAACCAAAAGAGACUGAGCCUGUCACAGAAACUAUUGAAGAAACUAAAACACCUCCAGUUGCCUCAAGUGAAAACAAUCUACCUCCUUCUGAGCCAGAAGAGGCUCCUCCUCCAAGCGAGCCUCCUGAUGAAAUUCCACAGAUAGCUAAACAAGUCAGGCAUGAUGAAGAUGCAAAUGAAUCUGGUGAAAGGCCACACAAAAGACUGGAGCAUAUUGAAAUUUUAGAAAUUGCCGAAGGUCCCCAGCUCAUUGAACCAAGUGAAGUGAUUGUUAGUAGUGGUGCAAUCUGUGAGACUGCAGAGCCUGUUCUAACUCCAUUUGAAAAGUUGAGACGAAAAGAUUUGGAAAUAUCUAAAGCCAUUGAGGAAAAGGAAGUGAUAACAGCUGAAAUUCUUCAGAUUCCAAUAGAAGAAUUGAAAAGUCCAGCAGAAAUUCAAGAAGAUGAUACCAAAGAAAUGACAGCUUUAGAUUUGAUAACUGUUGCUGUACACCAAGGUAAUAAAUUAGCAUCAUUUUUAAAUGAAGGGUUAAGUUUGGAAGAAUCACCUCCUAUAAUUGAUCAUGAAUCUUGUGAAGAAUUAAACAGUCAAGACAAUACUUCAACACAUGAAAGGACAUCCUCUUUCACUCCUUUCUGCAGGCUCAAAGGUGUUUCUCUUGAAUCACUAUUGCCAGUAUCAACAGCUCUCAAUCAAAGUUUAGCACAGCUGGUGGUUAUGAUCAGAGAUAUGGAAGAAGAAAGAAAGCAACUACGCAAGGAGCUUGCAAAUUGUCAAGAACAAGUACAUCAGCUUCAUGAAGCUCAUCGGCACUGCAUAACGCAAUCCCAAUCACCCAGUAUGCAUUCAAGGCCUAGUAGCUUUGUGUCAGUUGCCUCGACAGCUUCGGAUGGCAUGACUGAAUUUUUUGAGUCUCAGCAUUUGUUUUCAGUAUUAGAGAAAUCAGAAGAAUCAGCAUGUGCAAGCCCUAUUCCAAAAGAUACCACUGAAAUCCCUCAGUCAUCUAGUCCAAUGCCUGAAGAUGCCCUCCCCUCAGAAAUGAGGACUUUAGAAGAAGUUAGUGAAACCAAUAAUAGAACUUGUGAUCAGUCUAUAAAUGCUUCAAACUGUGAUGUACAAAACUCUGUCCCAUCUGCUAAUGCUAGUGAAACAUGUCCAGCAGAGGAUAGCACGGGAUCUGAUGCAGUGUGUAGGACAGUCCAAGAUGAGCACACUGUUGAUCCAGUGUAUCUCUGAAGAAACCUCAGCUCUGCAUGUGUUUUGUCUUAAGCCAAUUCUUGCUGGUUAUACACGUUAUUUUGCAGAUAUAAAAACCAUCCUGUAAACUUGUAAAUUUUUUCUUUUUGCCCCCCCCCCCCCCACUGUAAAUGUAAUUUGUGCAGAAAUAUACUUGUGAAUGUUGUUGAAGCUAGUAAGAAGUCUGGACUGACUUCUUAUUCUUUGUUUUAUAUAUGUCCAGUGUGUGAUCAGUUGUGUAGUAAAACCUUUAUUUAUUGUACAAAUUUCCCAAUAAUACUCGAAGUAAAUGGUAUGUCCCAUGAGAUUUUUUUUUUCGUGUUUUGGAAAGUGACAAUGAGUAGCUGGGACACUGCCAUAUGUAAAAAGUAAUAUUUGUGUGAACAUUAUGGUGCUCUUGGCAGUGCUUUUAAUGUCUCUGAGGCCUUCAAUAAUAACUAUCCUUGCUUGUUCAGAUGACCAAGUCUGAAACUAAUUCAUGUCCUUUCUGAAAGGAUGAGAGUAUUUUGUAGAUACAUAUAAAUAAAUCUAUAUCUAUAUAUACUAUAUCUAUAUAUCUAUAUAUAUUGCUGCAGUUAGUUUUCUAAUUCAAGAUCCUCUUUUCCAACUGUUUUGUGCUCUUGCAAGUAAUAAGCAUUAGUCAUUUUUUAAAAAAGUUAUUUUUAUGUCUUUAAUUAUUUAUUUUUUUAUUUCUAAUAUUUUAAAAUAAGACUUUUUUCAUUAUGAAUUUUCUUGAGAUUAAAAUAAAUAUAAAAAAAUUGUGAUCAUCUCUAUAAAUCUUAAUAUUAACUUAAAUAUGUAUGAUGAUUCUGUGUAUUAAUGUGCUUUGAUACCGAUAACUUAUUAUGUAUAUUGUGAAUUCUUACAAAGUGAAUAUGUUAUGAUACAACUUAAUUGUAUUUAAUUCUUGAAAAUAUAAAGAACAAAUAAACUGUAUGUACAUCUAAAAUCUUGAUUAAAAAUGAUCAUAGCAAAUUCCUGAAAAUCUAAAUUAGCAAUUUUACCUGUGGCUUAGAUUGUAACAUAUCAUCUUUGUAUAUAGACGCACAUACCCCUGAAAUUAUUGGUAAUUUUCAUAUUAUUCUAUAGUUUUUUUUAUAUAGAUUAUAUAUUAUUUCAUUAGAAUGAGUAUCAUCUGCAUCUGUUAAGUAUGGCAUUAUAAUUUUUUUUUCACAAACAAGAGCUAAUUACAUGUGUAUUCUGUAAAAUAAAUAAAUAAAAAGUGGUUUAAGGUUGUGAAUCGGAAAAUCUGUAAUUGGUUUGUGAGAAAAAUAAAAUCUCAAUCAAUUUGUUUAUUUUGUUUCCUAUCUUGUUGAAGUGCUGUUGUGAUUAAAAGAUCUGGUAUUAUAUUUUGCUCUAAAAUAUUUUAUAAUUUAAUUAAUUGAAAAUGAUACCAUAUUUUGACUUAAAACAGUGUGUUCAAAUAGAAACUUAAUAAUUUUCAUUUGUAAAAGUGUAAUUGCUUCUUUUCUUUUUAAAAGGGAUUCUGUUUUUAAAGAUUCUCCCCCUCCCUUUUUUCACUGCUUAUAUUCUUUUCUGUAUUAACAUUUUUUUUAUUUUUUUUUUUAUGAGUUGAGCUUUAUCAGAAUGAAAAAUAUUUUUUAAAAGGUUAAUUUUUGAGCCAUAAAUUUUAAAGCAAUUGCAGUAUGAAAUAUUUCAAUUUAUUUUAGAAUUUUUAAAAUUAAGUUUAAUGAUUAGGAGACUAUUUUGUAGUCAAUUUUUCUUUGAAUUCUAAAUCAAGAAUGUUAAACAUGUUUUGUUAGAAAAACAUUUUUUAAAGAAAUUAAAUCACAAAAUUUAAUAAAAUUAUUUGUGUUAACAGAAUUUAUAUUCUUUUAAAUCUAUUUCCAUAUGCAUUGCACUAAUUUAAUUUCAUAAUAGUUAUUUUUGAUUAUAACAACUAUGUAUAAAAUAGAAACUCUGGUAUAAGAAUUCUUAGAUUGUACAGUUUUUAAAAAUUAUUUCUGAAAAUAUUUUGACAUCUUUAGAUGCUGCUGUAGUGCAGCCAUACUUUUUAAAUAGCUAUAGAAAAUUUUAAGUUCUUUUUUGAAACAACUUUUCAUAACUGCAUUUAUGUAGGGGAAACAAAUUUUCAUGUACUACACUGUAUCUGGAAUAACUCUCUAAAUAUUAUUUUGAGAGAGGAAAAAAAAUGAGAGAGCAAAAAAUAAAAAAAAGUGCAUUGCUCCUUGAAUAUUGCAUAUUUUUCAAAAACUAUAUUUUGUCUGUUUUUAUGAUAUUCAUUUGUAUAUAAUCCGUAGAUUUUAUUAUUUAUCCUCCUCCAUCAAAUUGAUGCUUCUGCCUCCAAAAUCAGAUAUAAAAUACAUUUGUUGCACAUUAAACUAACAACCUCGAUUUUCAGUUUUUGUAGAAUGCUUUUCAGAGACCUUGCCCUAGAGCAUACAGUAGGACCAAACACAAUGUUCAUGUGAUUAGAAUUUCAAAGUUUUAACUGCAUAUUUUUAUAUCAGUUGUGAAGUAUGAUGAUAAUCCUUAAUGACAAGCAAUAACUCAUUUCCUUUGCCAGCUAUAUCUAUACUGUAACAAUUGUCAUAUGUAAUAACAUAUUUCUGAAUUUUUUAAAUUCUAUUUUAGAAGUUGAUAACUAUACAGGAUAUUAAACUCAUUCAAAAAUUUUUAUUGAAAAAUAUAAUUUAAUUGCCAUUGAUAUUUUUUCUGUGUAAAAAAAAAAUGAAAUUAUGUACAUUGUUGUGUAGAUUGUAUUUAUGAAUUGCUUUGGAAAAGUUAAUUAUUUAGACUUUGUUAAUUUUUUUUUUUCAAAAAUAGAAUUUAUGAAGACUUGUUUGCAAAAUUAUUAAUCAAAAGUCUUAUUAUUUUCUUUUUAACCGGUGAAUUUAUCUAGAGUGUAAGUUCUGUAUUUUUUGAAGUUGUAUUCAGUUGGUUUGGAAUUACUUUACUUAUAUACUCCUAACAAACUUGCAUAAUUAUGUUAUUUUUAAUAGUUAAUAUGUAUAUGAAUUUAAACAUAAGAAAUAUAUGAUACUUCUGAAAUAUUAUAGCAAUAAAAGAGUAUGUUACUAAUUAAAAUGCAAUGCAAUGUAGGAGUUUGUGAUUUCAUUCUUGAGCUACAAAAUAAACAUUUUUUUUAAUAGUG
Molecule: messenger RNA, 8833 nt
Organism: Argiope bruennichi
Lineage: Eukaryota; Metazoa; Arthropoda; Arachnida; Araneae; Araneidae
Gene: RhoGEF2
Product: rho guanine nucleotide exchange factor 12-like
Exons: 40
Coding region: 241-5718 (1825 amino acids)
Biological process (GO): G protein-coupled receptor signaling pathway
Cellular component (GO): cytoplasm
Molecular function (GO): guanyl-nucleotide exchange factor activity; G protein-coupled receptor binding
Source: RefSeq, a predicted model, not a curated record